Cucurbita maxima (winter squash) is the source of this 1239-nucleotide messenger RNA. Its product is annotated as cyclin-P3-1-like. Gene Ontology annotation, molecular function: protein kinase binding. Bases 356 to 1015 code for a protein of 219 amino acids. The transcript is spliced from 3 exons. Lineage: Eukaryota; Viridiplantae; Streptophyta; Magnoliopsida; Cucurbitales; Cucurbitaceae. The record is from RefSeq and is a predicted model, not a curated record. Gene Ontology annotation, biological process: regulation of cyclin-dependent protein serine/threonine kinase activity.
CGAUUGUUUGAUAAAUUCACCCCUAAAAUUUUAUUACAUUAUUUAUGUCUCGCCCAUUUGCUUUGUAGAGAGAGAAAGUUAGUGAGAGAAGUUCCUGUUCUUGUGAAUGUGUGAAGAUUUCCCGACUUCCCAUGUGAAGAGAAAGAGAAUCCUUGAACCCAAUUUGUAUCUAAAAAAGAUUGAGCAGAAAAGCAAGGGAGAAGGAAGGAACAUGGACGAUAGAGCAGGAAACAAGCUUCAUAACGCAUUGUUUAUCCUUCUUCCAUCUCAUUCAGAUUCUCUUCCCCUUUCCCCUCUCAUGUAGCGCUCGAACUAGAUCCCAUUGCUAUCUCCCGUUUUCCCUCUUCUCUUGGAGAUGGCAGCUUCAGAACUCGGAACCGAAGACAUUUGUUCAGAUAUUUACGUUAAUCUGGGGCUCAAGUCAUUGCGCAAAGGAAUCCGAAGAAAUCCUCGGGUUCUCACACUUCUUUCUUCACUUUUGGAACGCUCUGUUAAAAAAAAUGAAUUGCUAAUGGAGGCCACACAAGUCAAAGAUGCUCGUACAAUGUUUCAUGGCCUUCGAGCUCCCACCCUGAGUAUUCGGUGCUAUAUCGAUCGCAUCUUCAAGUACUUUGGCUGCAGCCCAUCAUGCUUUGUCAUUGCAAAUAUCUAUGUCGAUCGAUUUCUCAAGUGCAUGGAGAUUCAGUUAACUUCUCUUAACGUUCAUCGGCUGCUGAUAACGAGCAUAAUGCUGGCUGCUAAGUUCAUCGACGACUCAUUCUUCAACAAUGCUUACUAUGCGAAAGUUGGGGGCAUAAGCACGACGGAGUUAAACAAACUGGAGAUGAAGUUUUUGUUUAGUAUAGACUUCAGACUUCAGGUGAAUAUACAGACGUUCGGUCGAUACUGUUAUCAACUCGAAAAAGAAGGCCCUGGAACACGUCAAAUCGAACGCUCGAUUCGAGCUUGUAGCAUUAAGGAGAUCUGGUCAAAUAAAGAUGAGAAAUCCCAUGCUUCUUCCACAACAGCCAGAUGAUUUUUUUUACCACAAACCACUGUAUGUAAAAUCACUACCUUUUCUUUUUACAUUGCUUCAUUUAUGAUUCGUUCAGAAAUUAUUUCCAAUCUAUCCUUUAUGUUCUUGUGACUUCCUUGUCUUCAUUUAAGCAUUGGUGAGACUCCAUUGUUGCAGUAGAACAGCACUGAUUGAAUUAUGUUCUAUAUAUGUUUAUAAAUUGAAUGCUACUUUUGCGAGUAAAA